Molecule: messenger RNA, 1357 nt
Organism: Orussus abietinus
Lineage: Eukaryota; Metazoa; Arthropoda; Insecta; Hymenoptera; Orussidae
Product: coiled-coil domain-containing protein 28A
Exons: 6
Coding region: 307-981 (224 amino acids)
Source: RefSeq, a predicted model, not a curated record
GUGUAGAUGUAAUCAUCAAUGAGUUAUAAAAUCGCAGUUGCACUUUUUUAGCACCUUCACUAAGUUCAAGUUACAAAGUCGACUUCCUAGGAUAUACCGACAUGCAUACAGCUAAUGAACGUUUACUGGUUGACUCCUAGACAACUUACGUUUAGCGAUCUCGUAUUCCGGGGUUCACCUUAUGAUUCCCAAUAGAACCGAAAAUUAGACUUGCUUCGAAACGAUCGGGUGGAGUUAAAGUCUAGAGCAAGUGACGGAUUCGUCAAAGAGCUGGGAAUAUCAUCUGCUACUAAAUCAGGUAACGAUAUGAACGAGUCUUCCGGGUUUGGUGAAUUGCAACAGCUGGUCCAAGAGGAAGAGAGCGAGGAGCCAUUGAGUCGAGGUGGCGAAGCGACGCCACCCUCUACACCAGCUCGCCCGAGUAAGCCAUCUAAAUCAGAGACACGGGAUACCGGUGCAUCGGUUGUUUGGGAGAACCCAGCUCGAACGUCACCGAUAGUAAGCAAAGGCAGCUCGGGUCAGGGAUCCACGACAUCGGGUAGAGCAGCCAACCAAUCGAGCCACGUCGGCAACCAGACUAGACUCGUGUAUCUGAACGAGAAAGACAAACAACGGCAGCCCGGUCGGUCGGAGCCUCCCAAAGUGAGCAAAUCGCAUCGAGCUGUCGAGCCAUGCAAACAUCAUUGCUUUCUGUCAGAGGUGCCCGACGUGCGACGCAUGGAGCAGGCCCUGCUCCAACUCCUGGAAGACUUUCACAGUGGAAACCUGCGGGCCUUUGGCAAGGAUUGCAGCAUGGAGCAGAUGACGGAGAUCAGAGAGCAGCAGGAGAGACUCGCCCGAUUGCACUUCGAGCUGGGCCAGCGGCAGGACGGCGUCUCCGGGGAGCAGGCCGGGUUGCGCCAAUCCAGCGCCAACAUGCGCCACCUUCUGCACCGGUUACAACAGCUCAGCGUCUGCAUAGAAAAGCUGCACGCCAAGUGACGCCCUGCUGCGAGCACGCCAUGCUUUUCAACCGAUUUCCUGAGACCUCGUCACGGAGUGCGCCACCAAUCAGUGGAGGAUGACACCGUCCGCUAGGUCUCACGACAAACGUUCGUCGAUUGACCGUGUCUUCCGAACCCGACUCCCGUUCGAUCCCCAGGGAACGCUUGCACGAGGGGAAUAGUCCACUCCGUCCGGAGGGUUAACUUUUAUCGCGUGGCGACGAUGGCCCUAGGGUUGGCUCCGGUCCGACUUUAACACUCGCUGACAGGUCUCUCGCGCAUGACUUUUCGUGUCGUUCUCCGGAAACUAAUCUACGGAGAUGUGGAAACAAUGUUUAAAGAUAUAUUUGACAUAUAAACAAUUUGAAAACAUU